Dacryopinax primogenitus is the source of this 1766-nucleotide messenger RNA. RefSeq names its product glycoside hydrolase. Lineage: Eukaryota; Fungi; Basidiomycota; Dacrymycetes; Dacrymycetales; Dacrymycetaceae. The record is from RefSeq and is a predicted model, not a curated record. Gene Ontology annotation, molecular function: hydrolase activity, hydrolyzing O-glycosyl compounds. The transcript has 8 exons. Gene Ontology annotation, biological process: carbohydrate metabolic process. The coding region runs from base 597 to 1766 and encodes 389 amino acids.
GCCAUUCGACGACCUCAAGACCGUCUCCCUCUCCCUCUCACCACACACCGGGCGCGCAUACACACCCCUCAAAGCCCUCCAACACGCGCACUGGCAAGCCUCACUGCUCCGCUCCGCCGUACUAGGCUCCCAAACCCACCCGGUACCCAACGGCAAGCCCGGAGAACUAGGUCUCGUCCGCGUGUUGGACCAGAUCCCUCUCACACAGGAACACGCUGAGGAAAACGCUUGGUUCGCUGUUCCGCUUGAUGAUGCACAGGAGACGCAGUUCGGCUGCUUGAUUCGACCACUCCUCCAUCUCCGUCUGCUAUGUUCCGUCAUCGCAUUCUUAUACCCUGCUCUAACGGCGUAUACUCCUGUUCAAUUCUGGCGCUUUCUUAUUCGCUGGCCGCAGGAAUCUCGGCUGUACCUGCCAGCACUGCUCCUCGUGCUUCUUUGGGGAAGUUAACGCCCCAAAUAACUGUUCUGGCAGAUCCACAACGUGAUCGCAACUGCAACUGCUUUUCUAUCCCCGUUUAGAAACACCCAUCUAUGGUGCUAUAAAUGCCAAGUCUGCUGGUCCGGUCUGCCUAGCGCAAGCGGGAGUUCCAAGCAAGAUGCUCGCACAUUCGCUCUCUUUGGGAGCACUUGCACUCGCCUCAGUGGCGUCUGCUCAAACUCCCAAUGUUUCCCUCCUGAUUGACAACCCCUUCUACUAUGACCUUACCCGGUCACUCAAUGUCCGCUCGCUGCUGCCCUUCGUCUCGGCUCGGAAGGGCGCCGCCUUCCACUGGGGUUCUACCUACUCUCCGCCGUCGACGGCCGAGACCAACUGGACAAGCGAGGUCUUCUUGACCUACUUCGCUCACAUGCGAGCUGAGAAUCUGUGUAAUGGUUUCCCAAUACGCUGCGGAGCACUUCGCAACUUUCCACACAACACCUUCUGGCACAACCAGCUGCCGGCAUGGCUUCCGGGCAACGUGACUGCAUACGAUCUUGUGCACAACGUUAUCCCUCUUCACGUUGGAACCGAGAUCAAAGCCCUUGGCUGGAAUGUCACUUCGUGGGAUGUCACCAACGAGCUCAUCUCUGAUACCGCCACUUACAACAUGACAUCAUGGGAGUGUGUUCAGAACGCCGACCGCUGGCCGACCGUCACGUACGAUGGCGGAUCUACGCCUCUUGUCACCAACCUCUCCUUCGCCUACGCGACCUGGCAAACUGCCUUGAUGAGCGCGAGCCCAGAGACGCGUCUCAGUUACAACGAUUACAGUACCGGCGCCCAGGAUGCGAAGACUGAAUGCGUUUUCAAGCUCAUCGCCGAUCUGAACGCUAACGCUUCCAUUCCAUACAACCGCAUGGCCGUCGGGUUCCAGUCCCAUGUGGGUGCUCAGCCAGGGUACUUCGUUCCCAAAGCCGAAUUGGAGAUAACUUUUGCACGUCUUGCUGCCCUUGGGGUUGAGUCCAUGGUGACAGAGAUGGACCUCUGGAUCCAGGCAAAUGAUACGGUGAAUCAGCGCUAUCAAGCUGCUAUUUGGGGUGACUAUCUUGAUGCGUGCCUAUAUGCCUCGAACUGCUACGAGUUCAUCAAUUGGGAUAACCGGGAUGAUACUUCUUGGAUCCUUCCGGGUGACGGCCAUGGUGUUGCUAUAGCCACGCUCUUUGACAUGUACGGCAAUCCCAAACCUGUUACGUACGAGAUCAUGGCUCGGUUUGCUCGUUAUGCCGAAGGCGCCGCAGAGAUGUGUGCGACAGCACUUGGAACCGAGUCCUGCACGGUGUACUAG